AUGUUGGUUCAUGUAGUUUGGUGGGACGAGCCAGAAGAGCAAGAUCGCGAAAACCCUAUGAACUGGUCUGCGACGAAAAAAUGGGCCAACAUUCUGACGAUUUCCGUCAUCAGUUUCCUGGUGCCACUCGUGUCAUCGGUAGUCGCGCCAGCAGUAGAGCUGAUAUUGGUGGAUUUCCACUCCAGCUCGACAAUAUUUCCAACCUUUGUGUUGUCGAUAUUUGUGCUAGGCUUCGCUGUCGGACCACUACUUCUUCCUUCAUUGAGCGAGCUGUAUGGCCGUGUCAUUGUCUACAACGUCACGAAUGUGCUCUUCGUCGUGUUCACCAUCUUGUGUGCCGUCUCACACAAUGAAGCGAUGCUCCUUGGCUUUCGCUUUCUAUCUGGGUUCGCAGGUGUGGCCACAAUAUCGAUCGGCCCGGCGAGCAUUGCAGACAUUAUGCCUCGGGAGAAAAGAGGAAAGGCUGUGUCACUCUGGGCUGUAGGCACCGUGAUUGGCCCAAUGGUAGGCCCCAUCAUUGGUGGUUAUGUUACAGAGGUUCUCGGUUGGAGAUGGAUCUUCUGGAUCAUCUCAAUUAUAGCCGGCCUCGUCACAGUUGUCGCUCUAGCCAUUUUAAGAGAGACAUACCCUCCAGUGCUACUCGAAAGGAAGGCAAGCCGACUCAGGAGAGAGACUGGGAACGCCAACUACCGGUCGAGGCUCGCCUCCGACUUAGGCCUCCAGGAGCUUGUCAUACGAAGCAUCAUGCGACCCUCCAAAAUGCUACUCCUUUGUCCAAUUGUUACGGCUAGCUGCAUCUACAUCUGUGUGUUGUACAGCAUCAUCUACAUAUUCUUCUCAACAUUCUCAAUUAUAUUUAAAGAGGCUUACGACUUUUCUACUUUUGAAUCCGGGCUAGUGUUUAUAGCCUGUGGCAUUGGGACUUUGUCAGGGCUUGCUUACCUGGGAUACUUCAGCGACAAGGCAUUAGAGAAACGGGCACGCGCUGGAAGGAUGAUUACGCCGGAGGACCGGCUACCCUUCCUAGUUACAGUACCUGGAGCCUUAAGCUUUUCACUUGGGAUAUUUGUGUAUGGCUGGGGAGUGGAAAAACAUGUUUAUUGGGCCGUUCCUCAAGUUGGAACGGCCAUGACAGGUUUCGGUUACAUUCUAAUAUUUACAGCUGUCCAAACCUAUCUCAUCGACGCAUUCGAGGAUCACUCUGCUAGUGUUAAUGGGGCUAAUGCGGCGCUCAGGGGUCUUGCCGGGGCUCUUAUUCCUCUCAGCGGCCUGGACUUGUACGAGGCACUGGGAUGGGGAUGGGGGAACUCCCUACUGGCUUUCAUCGCACUUGCUCUUGCACCACUUCUCUGGAUCUUGGAUGUGUAUGGUGAGAGGAUUCGGAAAACACAGCUAUUCAAGUUAAAGCUCUAA
Trichoderma breve is the source of this 1413-nucleotide messenger RNA. Its product is annotated as major facilitator superfamily domain-containing protein. NCBI's taxonomy places the organism in Eukaryota, Fungi, Ascomycota, Sordariomycetes, Hypocreales, Hypocreaceae. Gene Ontology annotation, molecular function: transmembrane transporter activity. The transcript has 4 exons. The record is from RefSeq and is a predicted model, not a curated record. Bases 1 to 1413 code for a protein of 470 amino acids. Gene Ontology annotation, biological process: transmembrane transport.